Messenger RNA from Pleurotus ostreatus (oyster mushroom), 4995 nucleotides. RefSeq lists its product as uncharacterized. Bases 1 to 4995 code for a protein of 1664 amino acids. Gene Ontology annotation, molecular function: ABC-type peptide transporter activity; ATP hydrolysis activity; ATP binding. NCBI's taxonomy places the organism in Eukaryota, Fungi, Basidiomycota, Agaricomycetes, Agaricales, Pleurotaceae. Gene Ontology annotation, biological process: transmembrane transport. Gene Ontology annotation, cellular component: membrane; fungal-type vacuole. The record is from RefSeq and is a predicted model, not a curated record. The transcript is spliced from 32 exons.
AUGCGGCUUUGCGACGACGCGGGCCCGUUUGACCUGAAGAGUACAUGCGUUCGGAACUCAUGGAGUUCCCUCAUUCCAGCUGCAUUCGUACUUGCGAUAUGCGUCAGUUCGAUACCAAAACCGGGGCCGAUACGAAGGCUCUUUGCAACCAUUUCGAAACCAUUCAAGACCUUUAUCACCUUGGAGGAAGCAGAAGCCCUCACGAAUGACAAUAUGAGCCAGGAGAAGGGCUUGGAACAGGAGCUGGAUGGGGGGAACGGCAUCGAGGGAGAUACCGGACCUCCGAUGCGACAAACGAUAUUCAUGGUUUUUAUUGGACUCGUGCAGUCGUUAUUCUGGAUGGGCGAAGGCUCAUUUCUCAUCGUUGGGGACAUUCAAAAACCAUGGGGAGGCAUUUCUGCGCUACUUCGGGCAUCAACUUGGCUAUACGCGACAGUUCGACCAGUCUCCCACCCUUCGAGGACGGCCCCAUACGACCUCUUCGCGCUCUAUUUCAUGCACUUUGUGAUGGGUUGCUUGACUACUGGCGGAGUGAUCUAUGACCAUGCCGUUCUGGGGAUUCCAUGGCCCUCCACUUGGGUUCUCGUCGGAAUGGGUGCGAAUUUAGCCUCCAUAUUGAUGCUGUUGGGCGUUGUGUGCAGUAUGCCGGUGGGAGUACCAAGCAAGCGCGUCAAGAAGGAGGAUAUUGGUGUCACCGUUUCUUGGGAAGACUAUACAACCCUCGGGGGCUGGAUAACUUUCUAUUGGAUCUACCCACUGGUUCGGAAGGGCCGUAAUGAAACUCUGAACGAAACUGAUGUCUGGAAUCUGAGCCCGACCAUUCAAGCUCGGCCAAUCUUUACGAAGUACAGCACUGUCCGGGGUUCCACACUGCUGCGCAAGCUCUUCAAUGCGAAUUCGCUUGACCUCAUUGUCGAUUUUGUGCUCACCGUUCUAAGCGCGAUACUCACCUAUGCUGCGCCAUUCUUCAUGAAGCGCAUUUUGGAAGCGAUCGAUUCAGACGACCAGUCGCCGGAAGUUCGCGCCAACGCGUAUAUUUAUGCCUUCCUUGCGUUUUUCUGCGCGCUCCUCAAAUCUCAAACAGAUUUGCAACAUCUGUGGUUUGGCCGGCGCGCAUGUACACGCAUUCGUACGGAGUUGAUGGCUGCUAUAUAUGACAAGGCAUUAAAAAGGAAGGAUUUCUCUGGAAUUAUUGACAAGGACAAGGCAAAAGAUGCUGCGGACGCAAAGGCCGGAAUCUCGCCAGAUAAAUUGAAGCAGAAGGCCGAUAAAGGCGACGAGCCUAGAGCCGGUGCCGACGUUGGGAAGAUUGUCAAUCUCAUGGCAAGCGAUGCCAACAGGGUAUCCAUGACCGUGUCUGCCGUGUAUUUCAUCUAUGGAGCUCCAUUUGAAAUUAUAAUUGGAUCCGUCUUCUUAUAUCAGAUGCUCGGUUGGUCCGCCUUCGCUGGGUUCAUCGUCUUGCUAGCGGGGUGGCCGCUCAACAGCUGGGUCGCUAAACGUAGCAUUCGCAUACAAAAGGGAUUCCUCGCCGCCAAAGAUAAGCGGAUGGGUGUUAUCAACGAGCUUAUUGGGGCGAUUAAAUUCAUCAAGUUCUUUGCAUGGGAAGAUCGGUGGAUUGGACGAGCUCUUGAAGCAAGGAGCGUCGAGAUGAAAUGGCUGGUCAAAGCGCGUAUUAAUACAAUAUUCUUCUAUCUCUUAUGGAACUGCUCGCCGAUCCUCAUUUCCAUUAUCUCCUUCUUGGUAUACGUCGCUCAGGGCAAGGAGUUGACGAUUAGUGUGGCAUUCACGUCUAUUGCUCUUUUCAACCUCAUUCGUCAACCUCUAAACGUCAUCCCUACUUGGAUAAUUCAGAUCCUUCAGACGAUGGUGGCUCUCCAACGAAUUGCUACGUACCUCGAUGAAGACGAAGUCAGCGAACAGGUGUCUUCCCUCAAGAAAGAUCGUUCCGAUCCCUACCUACCAGGCGACGACGACGAGGGAUUGGGCCUCGCCAAUGUUACAUCUAAAUGGAACGAGGUGGAGGAGAAGGAGAAGGGUAAAGGCAAGGAUGCGAAGAACAUCGCCAAUGGUAACGGAUCAUCUACUCCAGCCGAUGAGAUUGCAACAAUCGUCGGCGAUACUGCCAGUGCGGGUGGGCCUGAUGAAGAGCAACUCGACCACCAUUUCGAAUUGAGAGACGUGACAGUAAUGUUCCCCGAAGGACACUUGACCGUAGUGACUGGUCCCACAGCUAGCGGCAAGACUGCGCUCCUCAUGACGUUGUUGGGAGAAAUGACCGUUCUGAAAGGGAAGAUUGUGAUGUCGAAGAAUCUCUCCAAAGUUGAUGAGCACGGGCUCGCAAAUGGCAUAUCUUAUGCCGCCCAAAUGCCUUGGCUGCGCCAUCAAUCCAUCAAGGAUAACAUUCUCUUUGGAUAUCCCUACGACGAAGAACGGUAUAAUCAGGUCAUCGAGUGCUGCGCUUUGAAGCCGGACCUUGACAUCUUCGAAGACGGUGAUGCAACGGAAAUUGGUGCUCGGGGGGUCAGUUUAUCAGGGGGGCAGAAAGCAAGAGUUGCGUUGGCCCGCGCCGUGUACGCCCGAACAAAGUAUGUCCUGCUUGACGAUCCCCUCAGCGCCGUGGACAGCCACACAGCCAGGUUCCUGUUUGAAAAGCUCUUCCAAGGGCCUCUUCUAGCUCAUCGCACAGUGAUUCUCGUUACUCACCAUGUAGAGCUUGUUCUACCUGGAGCUGACUACUUAGUUCGUAUGCUCGAUGGCCGAAUCGAUACUCAGGGCACAGUCAAGGAACUUCGAGCUCAAGGCGUACUUGAUGAUAUUGCCCAUGACUCCGCUGUUGAAGCACAUCAAGAGGAAGAAGCUGUGGCUAAAGAAGUCUCAUCCUCUACCGAGGCACCUGGAAACGAAGCAGCAGGGGAUACCAAAAAGCCACGUAAACUGAUACAAGACGAGCACAGGGAAACUGGUGGUGUGCGGUGGUCCGUUUACCAUAGCUACCUGAAGGCAUCAUCGUAUUGGAUAUGGGCAUGUCUCGCGCUGCUGCUACUGGUACAUGAAGCACUAGGCGUCUCAGAGAAAAUCUGGAUAUCGAUAUGGGGUGCUGCAUACCCUAAAUUGGCACCCUCCGCUUUCCUGUACAAAUCGUUUUACGCACCACAUCACGAGCUUCCGACGGAUGGCCAGGUCCCACUUCACACGUAUUAUUCCAAUCCAAAAGGCUCUCCCCAAUGGACAUCAACAUAUGCUUUCCCGUCGGCGAGUGAACACCCUAUGUUCUACGUCGGCAUUUACGCUGCCAUCGGUAUCGCCAACGCCCUAGCCAGUGUAUUGUCAGUCAUAGCACAGUAUACGGGCGCACUUUGGGCUUCGCGCAUACUGUUCAAGAGAUUGCUAGAGACAGUAGUUCGGGCUACCUUCCGUUUCCAUGACACUACUCCGCAAGGACGCAUGCUGAAUCGUUUCGGGAAGGAUAUUGAAACAAUUGACAUGUCACUCGCAGGGUCUCUCCAAUCAGUCAACUCCUCUAUGGCCACCCUAAUAGCUUCAAUCCUCACCGUCGGCGUCGUAUUUCCAUUAUUCCUUAUCCCCGCCUUCGUAAUCGGUGUUGUUUACUACCAGCUUGCCGUUGGUUAUCUUAACACAGGGCGUGAUCUCAGGAGAAUGGAAUCUAACUCCAGGUCUCCCAUAUUUUCCGACUUCGGUGAACUGUUGGAGGGGAUCGUCACCGUACGGGCAUUUUCUGCGGAAACAAGGUUCCUCGAUAAUCUGCUCCGCAGAAUCGAUGUGACGACCAAGAUGUGGUACUCUUUCUGGAUGACCAACCGAUGGUUACUCUUGAAUUUUGAUGCCCUCGGAUACAGCAUCGUUCUCAUCACUACCUUGUUCGCCCUCUCAAUAUCUGAUGCGGGCUUGGCCGGUUUGUGUAUAACGUCGGCCAUGACAUUCACGAUGAGCAUAUACUGGGUUUGUCGUAUGUAUACAGCUCUGGAACUCGAUCUUAACUCUGUCGAACGUAUUGCAGAAUACUUGGACCUUCCGCAGGAGCCACCCGCCAUUAUCGAAGAUCGACGUCCCCCUGCAUAUUGGCCGUCGAGCAACACUACCGGAUCUCUUAUUGAAGUCGAGAAUCUAGUAGUAAAGUACUCCCCGGAGUUGCCCCCUGUACUCCAAGAUGUUUCCUUCAGUCUCAAGCCGCGGGAGCGGAUCGGGCUGCUCGGGCGCACCGGUAGUGGGAAGUCGACAUUGGCAAUGAGUAUUCUUCGCUUUGCCGACCCUGCCAGUGGACGUAUUCUCAUUGACGGCAUCGAUAUUUCGAAGAUUGGCCUCUAUGACCUGCGCUCGCGAUUGACGUUCAUUCCUCAGGAUGCAACACUGUUUUCCGGUACACUGCGCGAGAACCUUGAUCCCUUCGAGGAGCAUACGGACAGCGAAUGCCUUGACGUUCUCUUCAGAGUACAUUUACUCAACCGAAGUACUUACACUUCUCGCCGAACAUCUCGCGAAGGAUCUAGGGCCCCAUCCAUCCACGGUACCGAUCAAUUGCAGCAAGAAGAGCGAUCUCCAUCCGUAUCUACGACUAUGACUGAUACUGAUUCAAAAACGACUAUCUCCCUUGAUACUCAAGUCUCUGCUGGAGGAAACAAUUUCUCUCAAGGUCAACGCCAGUUAAUAGCAAUGGCUCGCGCUCUUCUGCGUCGGAGCUCGAUUAUUGUCCUCGAUGAGGCCACGAGCAGUAUCGACUUCGCUACGGAUGCGAAGAUUCAGACAACGAUCCGCGAAGAGUUCAAUGACUCUCUACUGUUAACAAUCGCUCACCGUCUUCGUACGGUCAUUGAUUACGAUCGACUUAUCAUCCUCGACAAAGGAAAGAUCGCCGAGUUUGACACACCCCUCAAUCUGAUCCAGAAGGAGAGUGGUAUUUUCAGGAACAUGUGUCUCCAGAGCGGGACGUUUGCCGAAUUAGAGGCUGCCGCGAAAGCGAAGGCGGAGCAUGCCUAA